This is a messenger RNA of Hypoxylon trugodes, 1715 nucleotides long. RefSeq lists its product as uncharacterized. NCBI's taxonomy places the organism in Eukaryota, Fungi, Ascomycota, Sordariomycetes, Xylariales, Hypoxylaceae. The record is from RefSeq and is a predicted model, not a curated record. The transcript is spliced from 9 exons. Bases 582 to 1715 code for a protein of 377 amino acids.
CGAAAUACUACGAUGACCUUUACGUCCCUAUUUAGCACACGAUAUAUUACACUGACAUCAAGAGCUUAUCAUAUAUUGUUGGUAACCAAUGCUCCACUGGCACAGAAAGAAGACGGAUAUAGCAGUCGGUUGAUUGGACCGGCUUUUUCAACCCCACGGGGAUGCUCGCAGGCUAUAAUCGAGCAGACCCCACCAUGGUUAAUGUUGACCCAGGCGAGUUCAAAAAAAAUAUAUUGCAGGUCAGGGUCUUCAUACGCCGGCAGUUGUAUGUGAUAUCGACGAUGCCUUAGACUGGUUGAUAUCCGCAACGAAGUAGUGUUGAACCAGGUCUGGUCUGCGUUUGUCGCGAGCAAGAACUCCAACGCAACCGAAGACUAAGCCUCAUGGGAUCGACAAUGCAUGGAAGACCCUAUUGUUCUAUUAUUGUGAUUAAAUCAAAUUGCGAACCAGAUAAGACCCUGGUACCAAAAUGAAUAAAAACACUACACCCGCCGCAAUCAUCGGCCUGCGGCCUUUACCUGUACCCCUAUCCCCAUUCUUAGGACGAUCGCCGCAUAGUUGACUUGAAGCCAAGGACAAAGAUGCAGCUGACCUCUCUCGUCGCGCUGGCAUUAGCCGCGCCUACAAGCGCGCUUAUUCGUUUCUCAUGCUCUCAGCUCGUCAUCGAUCGGAUUGACCCCCUGGUCAACCCCGGAAUGGUGCCAUCUCCCCAUCUUCACCAGAUCAUUGGUGGGAACUCGUUGAACGUAACGAUGGAUCCUGCCAAGAACAUGCCUGACGAGUCGACUUGCACUAGUUGUCAGUUUACGGAGGACACCUCCAACUACUGGACCGCCGUACUCUUCUACAAGGCUCGGAAUGGUACCUUCAAGCGUGUCCCCAUCCGACCCAACGCCGGCUUCGAUGGAGCCGACGGUGGCAUGACCGUUUACUACAUGCAGAACGGUUUAGGUGACUACCAGCAGCGGUCUAAAGUCACAGCCUUCAAGCCUGGGUUCCGAAUGCUUAUUGGGGAUGUAAUGGCCCGAAAUGCCGAACAGGCCGAGAAGUAUAGACAGGUCACCUACACUUGCCUGCAAGACAUGGGCACUCGAUACCCCGAGACAAAGAAUCUCCCCAACAAGCCAUGCCCGGCUGGUAUUAUGGCAAACAUCCGAUUCCCAACAUGCUGGGACGGCAAAAACCUCGACAGUCCGGACCACAUGAGCCACAUGUCGUAUCCGGCUAACGGUACUUUCGAAUCGCAAGGUGCCUGCCCUGAGACUCAUCCCGUUCCCGUCCCUCAACUCAUGUAUGAGGUUGUAUGGGACACCCGUGAGUUCAACAACCCCGACGACUGGCCGGAGGAUGGCACUCAGCCGUUUGUCUGGAGUAUGGGUGACCAAACUGGAUAUGGUAGCCAUGGCGACUAUCUAUUCGGCUGGAAGGGCGACGCUCUGCAGAGGACGAUGGACACCCCUUGUUAUGUGACCUGCCCGACUUUGACGACCCAAUCCAUUGCCAACCAGAACAAGUGCAAGAUUGAUAGAACCGUGAAGGAGGACAUCGACUCUUGGCUAACCGAGAUCCCCGGGGGUCAGCAGCUCGUUUUAAGUGGAUUCAAGCUUAUUCCAGUCGGAUUCAUAUCAUCAUAUUCGUUAGCUCAAACAGGGGUUGAGGAAUUUUUAGAGGGCCUCGAACAAGGCACGUCGCAGGAAAUCACCGUAGCGAUUUGA